Messenger RNA from Peromyscus californicus insignis, 2503 nucleotides. It is a transcript of the gene Srxn1, whose product is annotated as sulfiredoxin 1. Gene Ontology annotation, biological process: cellular response to oxidative stress. Bases 122 to 532 code for a protein of 136 amino acids. NCBI's taxonomy places the organism in Eukaryota, Metazoa, Chordata, Mammalia, Rodentia, Cricetidae. Gene Ontology annotation, cellular component: cytoplasm. The transcript is spliced from 2 exons. Gene Ontology annotation, molecular function: sulfiredoxin activity. The record is from RefSeq and is a predicted model, not a curated record.
UCACCUUGCGGGCCGAGCCACUUGGACCGGGAAAGCGCAGCUCCGUCGCCCCCCGCGGCCGCCGAUGGUACAGCCCGGUCGGGUUAAGCGGGCGGACUGAGCUAACCACCAAGGAGACAGUAUGGGGCUGCGCGCGGGUGGAGCGCUCCGCAGGGUGGGCACCGGGCCCGGGGCUUCCGAGGGCCGGGACCCCGGCGGUGCUCAGGGAGGCAGCAUCCACUCGGGCUGCAUCGCCGCGGUGCACAACGUGCCAAUCAGCGUGCUCAUCCGGCCGCUGCCGUCCGUACUGGACCCGGCCAAGGUGCAGAGCCUCGUGGACACGAUCCUGGAGGACCCUGACAGCGUGCCCCCCAUCGAUGUCCUCUGGAUCAAAGGGGCCCAGGGUGGUGACUACUACUACUCCUUCGGGGGCUGCCACCGCUAUGCUGCCUACCAGCAGCUACAGAGAGAGACCAUCCCUGCCAAGCUCGUGCAGUCCACCCUUUCAGACCUGAGGGUGUACCUGGGUGCAUCCACACCAGAUUUGCAGUAGAAACCUCCUGCUCACCCCACCCCCUGCACACCAGCACCACCUUCCAGAGCCUAGAAGAUACACGUGGCCCCCAGCGGGCGGAAGCUGUAGCAGGGAUAUGUUCUCUCUAUUCCUAAGGAGGGAGGUCUGCCUCUUAGUGCCUCUGCGCUAGUCCCCAGGCCCGAGAAUAAGGGAGCCCAGCUCCCCUGUAUGUGAAAAGAUGUCAUGGCCUUGACUCUGAAGGAGUACCAAGAGGAGGAAGUGAGAAAGGAGAUGGACAUGGAGACAAGGACUUGUUCCAUUCUUAUCUUUAUGAUAGCCUAUCACUUCAUGAACUGGGAAGUAGAGGAAAACUUAGGUCACCAAGGCUUAAGUGAGAGAGGCUUGUUUUCCCCAUAGAUUGAGUCCCGGAACAGAUGACUCACACAGUACUGGGUCAACAGCUCAGUGAAGGUGGGGCCUCCCUCUAGGUAAUCCUUUGGCCUUGCCCUCAUGGCCCCUUACUUCGUGGUCACAAGAUGGCUGCCGUAUCUCUAGGAAUCUUAUCUGUGCUCAAGGAAGAAACCCACUAGACCUACUUCUAUCAGAAAGGAAAACCUUCAGAACAUCUGCACAGAAUCCUUGGUCAGAGCUAGCCAUCAUUGGCACCCACAGUUGCAAAGGGAACGCUGUCACAGCUGAGCAUGACUGCCUUGUUCAUCCCUUGGAAGUGGCACUGUGUCUCCUGCAACCAAACUGGGAUCCCAUUAGCAGGAGAGGAAGAAGGAUGUAUCAGUUAGCCCUUGCUGCAUAACAAGCCGUUCCCAAACUUAACGGCUAAAAAAAAGUAUUCAUUUACCCAUGAUUCUGUGGGUGAGCACUUGGGGCUAGGCUCCCUUGGGCAGCUCUGCUGGUAUGGCCUGGUUCUGCUCAUGAGCCCACCAUCAAGCUGUCACCUCAGCUGGGGCUGGCUGGGCUGGGAUCACCUUACUCCUUCUGUGGCACAUGUUGACUGGAUUGGCUUGGUCAUCCUUGUUGCCUCUAGAGGGUCAGCUCAGGCUUACUCUCAAGAUGGCCCCAGAGUUCCAAUGAGAGUCAAUAGUGACGAGGCAGGUACUGGCUCGCUGUUAAGAGCACCUACAUGGUUACUCGUGACUGUAACCCCAGCUCCAGAGGACCUGACACCCUCUUCCAGCCUCUGUGGGUACUAGACACAUGGUCUAUGGACAUACAUAUGCAAGCAAAGCACCCACAUACAUAGUUUUUGUGGUUUUUGUUUGUUUUGUUUUGUUUUAAGGUGACAAGGUAUCGUCAGCCCUUGUCUAGGACAAUGUCACUGCUGCUGAGUUCAGAUUCAAGGGGUGCAAAUGGACCCCAGCUCUCAAUAGGAGGAACUGUAAAGAACACAGGGCUAUUGUUCGUUCAGCACAGAUGAAUCUUGGUGGGCAAGUGACAGUAUGUCUCGCUCCCACCCAUAAGCAGUCUUAAGUUACUGUUCUUGGAACCUAGAAGAAGUCAUGGCAUGGUGUCUCCAAGAGCUGGGUACCCCAUCCUCAAGGAUGACUCACUAGCAGAAAGGGGUGGGCAAUGGGGCAUUCAAGAGGUCUUCUGCAAACCGAGAGCCCUGGAGGCUGAGGGAAGGCUGAGGAAGCGGCAGAGAGAGGUGGCACUUGCUGCUUCUCUCCCAGAGAGCUCAGUCAAGUGUCACUUUCUGCUCUCCCAGCUCUAGCGAAGACAACGGCUUUCCCACCCACCGAGUGUCCCAGCAAAUGAAACUGAAAGGGAAUAAAUGCAACAUGGUGCUUGGGUUGAAUCUUAAGACCAAAAAGGGAUGGGGGAGCAUUAGCAGGUCAACCAGGAACUCAUUCUGUCUAGAUUUAGUUACCUUCCAGUUUGGGCAAUCAAACUGCUGGGGUGGGCUGAGUGGAGAAUGUAUGGGAACUCUUUAGUCUGCAAUUUUUCUGUAAAUCUGAAGUCAUUCCAAAAUAAAAGUUUAUUUAAUUUAAGAAAACA